Molecule: messenger RNA, 312 nt
Organism: Leishmania major strain Friedlin
Lineage: Eukaryota; Euglenozoa; Kinetoplastea; Trypanosomatida; Trypanosomatidae
Exons: 1
Coding region: 1-312 (103 amino acids)
Source: RefSeq, a predicted model, not a curated record
AUGUCCUUUGAGCGUGAACCUGUUCUGGAGGUGGCGGAGACGAGCGACUUCUGGUCCAACCCGGUUGAUCACUUCCGCCCCAACCUGAAGUUCCUCUCUGUGUACGUGGAGCACCAGUACGUGGUGGAUAAGUGGCUGCACAUCAAGGAGAACUGGCUGAAGCCGUGGUACCUGCCGUGGUGGACGCCCAUGUACCAGGUCAUGACCUGGUAUUCCCAGCGCAACCGCAACCUCAUGCUGGUGGAGAACAACCUCAACUACCGUCCGUACCGCUACCGCCGCAACGAUGAGGACCGCAAAAACCCGUACUAG